Molecule: messenger RNA, 1384 nt
Organism: Limulus polyphemus (Atlantic horseshoe crab)
Lineage: Eukaryota; Metazoa; Arthropoda; Merostomata; Xiphosura; Limulidae
Product: histone-lysine N-methyltransferase 2E-like
Exons: 7
Source: RefSeq, a predicted model, not a curated record
UUGUCAGUCAUUUUACGUGAUUCCACUUGUCAUAUUCAUACGAGAGUAAUAGCAUGGGAUGAUGUGAACCUGAAUUUUUUGUUGUUAUUCUCCACCUCCAGUAACUUAUCUCUAAGUUCCAGAAUUUAGAGUUCUGCGAGAUAUACAGUUUCUGAAUGCAGUCCCGUGUAUUUACUUAUGUAAACCCUGUAGUUUCUAAAGUCAGAAUGGUCGCCAUUGGUUCAAGAGUAUCUGUGUUUUGAAUGUUGUAUCUGAUGUCAAAAAAACAUACUGAGGAAUAUCUGAAUUAGCUUGCUAUUUAAAUACUGACGUUAGUAUUUACAAAGCGCUAGUGUUAAUUCUAACAAUAGUUAAAUAAAAAGUACAUGCUGAUAUUAUUGUGAUUUAUGUUUGAAGAUAAAAAAUUAUGUGAAAAGCUUGUUCAACCUGAUUCCCACUGAACUUUCGUACAGUGUUAACAACGUCAGUGCUUCUGAGAUGUCUGAGCUACUGUAUUUUGCUUUAGACAGAGAUGAAGACUUUAGGAGUGACACACCAGUUCUACUAAAUUUCUUAAAUACUUAGAAAUUUACAAUAAAUGGAGAGUGUCGUCUCCUAUCAUUACUUGUGUUUGUAAAUAUUCAGGAUAAUGAAUUUUAUAAAAGUGACAGGAUUCAUCCAAAGAACUAUUUGGAAACAGUGCAUACUCUGUGUAAAAAACACUUCUAACCAUCAAGAUUUGUGUGAGCGUAGAUCUUACGGUGUUAUAAUAUGAGCAUUGUUAUCCAUAUUGGUACUGCCGUGCACCACUUGUCAACAUCGGGGGCUGCGACUACCGCUCCUGCACGUAUUCGAAAAACGGAGACAAUCCAGGAAAUGGGACCAGGUGUAGAGCAAAAGACGGCAGAUGUUUCCAUUUCUUCUGAAGUGCGUGCUACAACUGUUGUGACGUUACCACUUUCAGUUGCCACAGUAACAGCUCAAGAGAGAAAACCCUAUGCUCACACACCACACCCAGGGUAUAUGUAUCCAGGCUGCUUUGGUCUACCCUAUCAAGAUCACAAUUACGGAGCACCUCCACCACCCUCACCUCCUGUGUCUCCAAUACCCAAAGUAAAUGUAUCUAUCGAUGAGGACACCAACUUUUCAGUUACGUCCGUCACAUCAACUAAUAAUUAUGACAAAGUUCAAGAUGAAACCAUAACAAGAUGUAUUUGUGGGUUUAAUCAUGAUGAUGAAUACAUGAUUUGCUGUGACAAGUGCUGUGUGUGGCAACAUGUGGACUGUAUGGGACUUGAUAGAUCAAACAUCCCUGAUACGUACCUGUGUGAGAAAUGUGAGCCACGCAAGGUAAACAAACAAAAAGCUAAAGCUCUACAAGCUCGGAAGAAAGAACAGAUGUCUG